GCCUUGCGAUUUUCCCAUAGCCCCAGAGUCCCCAAAACCCUCUCCUCGCUCGCCGCUCGCCGCCGCCGCCGCCGCAGCCGGCCCAGCCGCGGGAGAUGUCGCUGUCGAAGCCGUUCUCGGCGCGCCGCCUCGUCCCGGCGCUCUUCCCGCUCGCGCACGCCGACGCCGCCUCGGCCGCGGCGUCCCGCCGGGCGCGGCGCCGCGACGCGUUCGUCGCGACGCCCCCCACGCCGCCGCCGUCCCCGAGCGCCGUGCGCCUCGCGGAGCCCCUCCCGUCGCUCGCGCCGUCGCGCCUCGCGCUCCACAACCGCAUCCUCGCGCUCCUGUCCCCCUCCUCCAAGGACGGGGAGAAGGGGGCCGACCUCGCCGAGGCCGCGCUCCUCACCCGCCACGCGCUCCACUCCAACUGCCGCCCUUCCUCCUUCACCUGCGCCGCCGUCCUCGCCGCGCUCCUCCGCGCGCGCCGCCUCGACGACUUCUUCGCGCUCCACCGGUUCGCCCUCCAGGCCGCCGUCCCGCCCACCGCCGCCACCUACGCGCUCUACCUCUCGGCCCUCGCCGCGCGCCGCCUCCCCGACGCCGCGCUCCACCACCUCCGCCUCAUCUCGCGCCCUGGAUCCCCCGUGCCCCCGUCCCCGACCGCGUAUCGCGUUGUCGUCAAGUCCCUCGUCGUCGACCAUGGCCGCCUCACUGAUGCCCUCGAGCUCAAGGAUGAGAUGCUGGCCUCCGGGUUCGUCGGGCCCGAUCCACAGGUCUACAACCUUCUCAUGGCUGGGUUCGUGGAAGCCGGUGAUGGCGCCAAAGCCGUGGAAUUGUACGAAGAAUUGAAGGAAAAGAUUGGCCGCGAGCCGAUUCUUGAUGGCAUUGUGUAUGGGAGCCUCAUGAAGGCUUACUUCCUUAUGGGAAUGGAGGAGAAGGCAAUGGAGUGUUACAAAGAGGUUCUCGGUGCAGAGUCGGAGGUGAGGUUUGGAGCUGAGAGUUAUAAUGGUGUGGUUGAUGCGUUUGGGCGGAACAGAAGGUUGGAUGAUGCGAUCGAGCUGUUUGAAAGAAUGCUUCGGGAGCAUGAUCCUCCACUAAAGAUUGCUGUUGAUGUGAGAAGCUUCAGUGUGAUUGUGGAUGCUUACUGCGCUGCUGGUAGGUUCGGUGAUGCAAUUUCUUGGUUCAGGAGGAUGGGGGAGUGGGAAGUUGUUGCUGAUGUUGCAGCAUAUAAUAAUUUGAUCCGGCAUCUCAGUCUUCAAGGGUUGGUAAGUGAGGCCGAGUUGCUAUACAAGGAGAUGGGAGAAAGUGGUCUUAAGGCAGACGAGGAAACAUAUGUGCUACUGAUGCAAGGGUGCUUUAGGGUUGAUCGCAUCGAUGAAGGCAUUAAUUACUUUGACGGAAUGGCUGAGUUGGGGUUGAAGCCCGACGCAACUGCCUAUCAUAAGAUUGUUGAUGGCCUAAUUGGUUUUGGUAUGCUGGACAAUGCCCAUGGGUAUCUCGAUAAGAUGAGGGGGAAAGAAAUUAGCCCAAGCAUUGCAAGCUAUGAGGCACUGCUAAAGGCGUACAUUGGUGAAGCUAGUUUGGAUAAAUCAAUCGACAUCGCAAAGGAUAUUCUUUUGGAUGAGAAGGUGGUGUUCAGCGAUGAAAUGAGGGACCUAUUGGAAGGCGCACUCCGUGAAGCAGGGAGGGAAGGUGACAUAACCAAACUAUACGAGGAUGUGGAGGAGAAAAAAGCUGAGGCAGCGGCUCGGGCAGAAGAAGAGAAGGCAAGGGCAGAAGCUCUUGCAAGGGAAGAAAGGGAGAAGAGGAGGGCAGAGGCUGCUGCAAAGGACGAGGCUGCAGCUAGAGCUAGUGCCGCUGCCAUUGAAGCCAUCCUUGGCCAUAAAAGGAAGACUGAAAAUGUAACAGGAGAACCUGCACCUGAUGCAAACUCACUGGAUGGUGUGUUUCAGAGUAGGUUUGGAAUCACAUCAGCUGGAGAUGGUGCGCUUCAAGGCACUUCUUCAGGAGGUGAAACUAAACAAGGAGAUGGACACUAACAUUUGAUGACCACAGGAAAUCAUGUCUUAGUCUGCCUGUGGAUCUGAUAACCCCGUCAUUUUAUAUCGAUUCUAAGAGCAUCGAUCAGUAAAUUGAAAUUCUCAGAAGCCUGAAGAUUUCAACAUUUGGUGUCAAAUGAGUAAACGGCAGUAACUCUGGUUGAGUCUUUUGUAACUGCAAUUAUUGCAUACGAAUAAAAUGACGGCCACAAAAUUUUGAUGCAUUACGGUUUAAAGGCCCUUUUCUA
Molecule: messenger RNA, 2266 nt
Organism: Oryza sativa Japonica Group (Japanese rice)
Lineage: Eukaryota; Viridiplantae; Streptophyta; Magnoliopsida; Poales; Poaceae
Product: pentatricopeptide repeat-containing protein At3g49240, mitochondrial
Molecular function (GO): protein binding
Source: RefSeq, a predicted model, not a curated record